GUCGUUUGGAGCACCACCACCACAAGAAGAUGUUGAACUGGCAAAGAAAAAUCUUCGUCUCCUGCCAGGAGAGCAUGCUCCUGGAGAUCACCUUGGAACUGUUGCUACUUCUCCUCAGGUUUCAGGAAAAGGUCCACCUUCAGGAAGUUACAAUGAAUCUGGCUACCACAGUUUUGCUGAAGCUCAAUUGGACCCACAUUCUUUGGAAGCCAGAAACAAUGCUCUGAAUGAGGAAAGAAAUGACUCAACACCAACUUCUAGUAACCAGAGAUGGCGAGCGUACAAGCAGGGUCAUCAGAAUGAGGACAUAAAAUCUCCGCAGAAGAUUGCAGAAAAUGGCCUGCCAGGAGCAGGGGAAGGUCAAAUGAAGUUGCCGAAGGAAGCCUUGAAGCCAGCAGGUGACACAAGCGGCCUUAUUUCAAGUGCCAGAGAUAAUCUCAAUCGUCAGUUUGCUGCCAAGCUUGCCCCAGCCCCAGUUCCUGCAGCAGAAGCAGAGAAGAAGACUGAAAGUGAUCUUCAGUGGGAUAGAAUUCAGAGAAGACUCAAGAGGCAGUUAAAGAUAAAAGAUAUGGACUUCACCGACCUGCAAGAUGAAGAUGAUGAGGAUGUUCUGUCCCCACCCAAAAUCAUUUUUGACGGAUCUCUUGGUCCACCACCCCCACCAGGAGGUUUACCCCCACCGCCUCCACCUGGAGGGGUUCCCCUUCCGCCUCCACCUCCACCAGGGGGUCUGGGACCUCCUCCCCCACCUCCACCAGGGGGUCUGACCCCACCUCCUCCACCACCUGGUGGCCGCAUGACUGCCACUGUUCAGAACCCCUCCUCACUGCCCCCACCUCCUGGUGCUAAUCUGAAGAAGAAUAAGAAGACUGUCCGCCUACACUGGAGAGCUCUGCCAACAGACAACCCACACCCAGCCACAAAGGGAGAAAUGAUCUGGAAGCAGCUAGUGCCUGUUACCAUUGAUACAGAAAAACUGGAGCAUUUGUUUGAGACCAAAACCUCAGAACUGAAGACUAAGAAACAAGACACCACUGGAAAGAAAGAGAUCACAGUUCUGGAUCCAAAGCGAUCAAACGCUAUCAACAUUGGUCUGACUGUGCUGCCACCACCAAGAACAAUUAAAGCAGCUAUACUGAAAAUGGACAACUCCAUAAUGAACAAAGAAGGAAUUGAGAAAAUCUUAACAACAAUGAUUCCCACAGAGGAAGAGAAGGCCAAGAUUCUAGAAGCUCAGAUGGCCCACCCAGAUACUCCUUUGGGAACUGCUGAACAGUUCCUCCUGACAUUGUCUUCAGUGUUUGAGCUUGAGGCCAGACUUAAGCUGUGGCUCUUCAAGUUGGAUUAUGAAUUGUUGGAACAGGAAGUUGCUGAGCCUCUCAUGGACCUCAAGAAAGGAAUGUCAGAGCUUCAGAAAAACAAAACUUUCAGAUGCAUUCUUUCAGGGAUCUUGGCUGUUGGAAAUUUCUUGAAUGGAGCUUCUGUCCAUGCAUUCAGUAUAGAGUUCCUGCAGCGGGUACCAGAGAUCAAGGACACAGUACACAAACAUUCACUUCUUCACCAUCUCUGCACAAUUAUCAUUGAGCAGUUUCCAGAUUCUACUGACCUGUACUCUGAGAUUGGGCCCAUUACCAGGUGUUCUAGGGUUGACUGGGAUGAGCUGGCACAUAAGUUAGAUAAGAUGGAGCAUGAUUGUAAAGCAUCAUGGGAUUAUCUGCGGGCAAUUGUCAAGCAUGAUGGCAGCUCUACAGACCUCAAGGGAAAGAUGUCAUUAUUUUUGGCUGAUGCUGCUGAGAGAAUAAUGAUUUUACAUAUUAUUUUCAAAAGAGUGUUGAACAGAUACAACAAGCUGCUUUUGUUUUUGGGUUUCCCUGUUGCUGAUGCACGUGACCUGAAGAUAAACCACUUCUGUAAAGUUGUCAGUGAGUUCGCCUUAGAGUACCGCACAACCAGGGACAAAGUGAUACAGAUGCUACAGAAGAAAGCCAGUCAGAGAGAGAGGAAGAAGACACGAGGGAAAAUGAUUGUUGAUACUGAAAACUUCAAGAGUAAAGAUGCAGGGAAUGACGAAGCUUUAAAUGCUAUCUUGAAAAAUGGCUACACAAGUGCUGACGAGAGGGGUUUGCCUGGACAGAAAUGCCGUAGGAAAUUAGAUGCAAGAUCAAUGGGUUCCAGGGGAGGUAUGACAACAGACUCUGACAUGUAUGACACUGGGGAUGAUGAAAUUCUGGAAGCUUGUGUCCGAACUGCAACUGCACCCAGUUCACGACCACAGAGAGAGCGCAAGCGGUCUCGAAGUCAUCGCAAAUCAUCAUUUUGGGACAGUGAUUUCUAG
Candidula unifasciata is the source of this 2335-nucleotide messenger RNA. NCBI's taxonomy places the organism in Eukaryota, Metazoa, Mollusca, Gastropoda, Stylommatophora, Geomitridae. The record is from the annotation of a GenBank genome assembly.